CUAGCGCUUUUUAAGUCAGUCAAAGAGGCUUCACAAAAAAUGCAAUAAACACAUAAUAAAACAACAUGAAACAUAGUAAACAGACUGGGGAUGCUGGGUUGAUCUUAAGAGAAGUGGGUUUUAAGCAGUGGCUUAAAAGUAGAAAGAGAGACGGCAUUCCUGAUAGAAGUGUUAAUCUUCACUUGUCUCCUGAUUUGUUUCGAUUAUUGGAUGAACGAUUCAAUUCGAUUCGAUAUCCCGAUCCAUCAUGAUUAUUUCAUAUUAAUUUGUUUUCAUCAAUAAAUAGAAGAUGUCAGAUAAUUGCUUUUUUUUUUUAAAUCAAAAACGUAAGUGACACAACCUGCCAUCCCUCAAAAUCUCUCCAUUCACAACAGGUUAGGACAAAACAUUUUAAACAUUUAAGAAGAUUUAACAAAGUAAAACAUCUGUUUCCUCGUUCAACGCCACGCCUCAGGCUGAGAAAAACACGCUUUGCAAAAAGUCACAAAAUCUAAAAAAGUACUGAAAACCUGCAGGACACAUAAUGUAAUAAUAAAAUACAUAAUGGGUUCAUAUAUGAGUGUUUAAUGUCUCUGAGCAGCUCUAGAGUCAGAUAUUUAUUCCACAGUUGAAGGGUGUCAGAAAUAACACCAAAUGUUUGACUUAGUUUAUUUCAUUUGAACCCAGUGGUUCAUUUCUGAAAUGUUGGAGAAUGAAUCAAGUUCUGUUUGAUGCAGAAAAUAAUAAAACAUAAAACAAAUUCUACACUUCCAUUCAUAUUGUAGUGACCUGGCUGGGGUUGUAAGCCAGGUGCAUUCUGGGUAUUGUGUAAUAUGUGUUUCCUAUCGUUCUGCUAGUUCCUAUGUGCUGAUUUGCUGUUGUGUGAGUGUUAUGUAAGCCACAGGGAAGGUGAUGUGUGUUCUGUGGAGCGGGUUGAAUUAGCAUGGUUAACUGACACCGUGACUCUGUGUGGUAGGAGCGUGAUAGAGGAUCGUGUCUGUAGCGUUACAAAGCGUUGAAGAAAAAGCCUAAUAAAGGUCUGUGUGAACUUCUACUGCCUCCUGCUGGUUGAUUUGGGGACUAUAAACCUGCCGCUUAGACGCUCGGGGUCGCUACAAUAUUUAAGAUGUGUGUUUUAUUCUUUCUGAUAAUUACACCAGCAGAAGGCUGUGGGCUGGAUUAGGAUUAAAUUACCUAGCUGAUGGAUCUUCUUCACUAACCAGCUAACUAACCUGUCCUGUGUGACCCUCACCAUGUAACCUUCAUGUCCAUGCUGUCUCUGGAGGAGCAGACAGGAAAAAAGAUCUCCUGUAAAAUGAACCAAAGCUUCCUCCCAGUUUCUCUUUAAGCUGAAUUUAACAUCAGUUUAUCUUCAUGAAACAAAAUAAUAAAGUGGAACAAGAACUUCUGUUUCUCUCUCCUUUUAACUUCACCGUGUCCCUAAAUAAGAGACAGACGAUCACGCUGCAGCCGUCGUCACUGACCCCGCCCCCUCCCCAAGACCGGAUCUCCCGACAUCACAACACUCGGUCUGACUGAGCGCUUCGAGGAGAAAUAAUAAUUAAAUUACGAAAAUAAUAAUGCGUGUUUGGAGGAGCGUCCGCCGAUCCUCUCUCUUGGGUGAGCAGACAGCUCUCUCUCUCUCCCUCUCUCAGUUGCUGUGCGAGCGGAGCGCACCGCGUGACAACCCGCUCAAUUAACAUAAUUUACGGCCCAAAUCCAACAGAACCGGUCGGGCUGAUCCGGUUCCAGUUCGAUCUCAGGUUACAACUCUAGCGCUCAGCCCUGCAGUACCGCAUUAAGGCGGAACCACUUGGUAAAUGUGGAGGACGCUCACUCUGACAGAUAUGGAUGCUGCGCUGGUGCCGCUGUUAAAAAAACAACUACAUUCCACUAUAAUCGAUUAUGGCGUCCUCUUCUACGAUGCAGAAUCGUUUAUGUCCGCAUCCCCAUGCAUCGAUUAUUUAAUUACUUUCCUCAGCUCUAAUUCCUGAUGCUUAGUGGAAGAGAGUUCCAAAGUGUGGGGUCAGCGGCUGCAAAGGCUCGAGCCCCCAUGGUGCCAUGUUUUGUUCCGAAAGGGGAAUGGAGGUUGGAGUCGGCAGAACGGAGGUGCCGGGAAGGAGAAUGGUGAUGGACUGAUUAUCUUUUUGAUUUAAAAGUUGUGAAACUAUUCAUUAUUUCCAUGCUGCAAUAAAUGGUCUGCAGCGCUAAAGACAAAAACAAAAUGCUUACUACAGCCUCCACAUGUGACUCCAGAGUGCAGUCGCUAAGUCAGCAUGCAGCCCAGUGAAUUUAAUGCCCUAGUCGAGUGGGUGGUGGUCUUAUGGAAACAUGAGAGCAAGUCAAAUUGCAACUUUAAGAGCACUCUGAGCAACAGUUGUUUUUCUACACAUCUGUUUUUGAUUCACCGUUUAGCAGUUGUCUGAUUUUUCUAUAUUUUUUCUAAAGUCAAGCUGUCGUUUACAACUUUUUCUUGUGUUUCUUGUUUUCUAUUUUCAUAUUCAGGCCAGUUUACACACGGAACUCCAGUUAUUGCUUUGUUUUGUCCAAUCUGGGCUGCAGCCAAAUCACACAGUCAGUACACCACCAUGCUGCUCCUCUCAACUCACAUCCUCUAUACAGUGGGGCAAAAAAGUAUUUAGUCAGCCACCGAUUGUGCAAGUUCUCCCACUUAAAAUGAUGUCAGAGAUUUUCAACAGGUGGUUCUGGUUAAAUAAGAAGCUUCAGAAGAACAGAGUGCUCGUGUCAACCACCAGCACCUAGAUUUUCUCCACAAAAGGGAGGAACAGGAGAAACUCUGGCCUAGUUUGGAGGGUGUUGGGUAAUUUUAUCAAUCCAGGAUUACCUUAGGGAAGUUCAAAGCACAGGGGGGUUAUAGUAAUCAGUUUGUCAAAACCAAUACCAAUAAUCAAACAAUCAAUCAGUUUAGACUUUGCAAAGUGGAGAGGAAAAGUACACACCAGUCGGUUGUCAGGUUCGCUCUCAUCGGGCAGAUGCCUUCCGAAAGGCUUUAUUAAGCAUACACAAAAAAAGAUAACCACACACACAUUCGACAUUCUUCACAGACUCUUAGGCAGGAAGACACACCAGGUGCAAUUCUAAAUCAACAAACCACAAAGCAGUCGCAGUCUGGACUUUCUCAAGGGAGUUCUACUGAAAAGGGGACCAGUACAAGUCCUGGUACUUAGGGCAAGGUCAAUCCUCCCUGUAGGAACUACAAAAGCCUGUCUGUUACCAGAGUAAAAUAAAUGGAUGAAACUUCGUUUAAAAACACCAGAUGUUAAACAGAAAGAAGCCUUUCGCCUGUGAGCUCUGUGGACAAAGAUUUAGUCAAAAGACGCAUUUAAACAGUCACAUGAGAGUCAACACAGGACAGAAGCCUUUCGCCUGUGAGCACUGUGUAAAAAGAUUUAGCCAAAAGACAACUUUAAACAAACACAUGGAAGUCCACACAGGACAGAAGCCUUUCGCCUGUGAGCUCUGUGGACAAAAAUUUAGCCAAAAGACGCAUUUAAACAGUCACAUGAGAGUCCACACAGGACAGAAGCCUUUUGCCUGUGAGCUCUGUGUAAAAAGAUUUAGCCAAAAGACAAAUUUAAACAGUCACAUGAGAGUCCACACAGGACAGAAGCCUUUCGCCUGUGAGCUCUGUGUAAAAAGAUUUAGCCAAAAGACAAAUUUAAACAGACACAUGAAAGUCCACACAGGACAGAAGCCUUUCGCCUGUGAGCUCUGUGGACAAAGAUUUAGCCUAAAGGCACAUUUAAACAGUCACAUGAGAGUCCACACAGGACAGAAGCCUUUCGCAUGUGAGCUCUGUGGACAAAGAUUUAGCCAUCAGACAACUUUAAACAGUCACAUGAGAGUCCACACAGGACAGAAGCCCUUUCCUUGUGAGCUAUGUGGACAAAGAUUUAGCCAAAAGACAACUUUAAGCAGCCACAUGAGAGUGCACACAGGAGAGAAACCUUUUGCCUGUGAGCUCUGUGGACAAAGAUUUAGCGAAAAGUCAAAUUUAAACAAACACAUGUGUGUCCACACAGGACAGAAGCCUUUCACCUGUGGGCUCUGUGUAAAAAGAUUUAGCCAAAAGACAAAUUUAAACAAACACAUGAUAGUCCACACAGGACAGAAGCCUUUCGCCUGUGAGCUCUGUGGACAAAGAUUUAGCCAAAAGGCACAUUUAAACAGUCACAUGAGAGUCCACACAGGACAUAAGCCUUUCGCCUGUGAGUUCUGUGUAAAAAGAUUUAGCCAAAAGACAAAUUUAAACAGUCACAUGAAAGUCCACACUGGACAGAAGCCUUUCGCCUGUGAGCUCUGUGGACAAAGAUUUAGCAAAAAGACAAAUUUAAAGAGUCACAUGAAAGUCCACACAGGACAAAAGCUUUUCGCCUGUGAGCUCUGUGUAAAAAGAUUUAGCCAAAAGGCACAUUUAAACAGUCACAUGAGAGUCCACACAGGACAGAAGCCUUUCGCCUGUGAGCUCUGUGGACAAAGAUUUAGCCGUCAGACAACUUUAAACAGUCACAUGAGAGUCCACACAGGACAGAAGCCCUUUGCUUGUGAGCUAUGUGGACAAAGAUUUAGCCAAAAGACAACUUUAAGCAGCCACAUGAGAGUGCACACAGGAGAGAAACCUUUUGCCUGUGAGCUCUGUGGACAAAGAUUUAGCGAAAAGUCAAAUUUAAACAAACACAUGUGUGUCCACACAGGACAGAAGCCUUUCACCUGUGGGCUCUGUGUAAAAAGAUUUAGCCAAAAGACAAAUUUAAACAAACACAUGAUAGUCCACACAGGACAGAAGCCUUUCGCCUGUGAGCUCUGUGGACAAAGAUUUAGCCAAAAGGCACAUUUAAACAGUCACAUGAGAGUCCACACAGGACAUAAGCCUUUCGCCUGUGAGUUCUGUGUAAAAAGAUUUAGCCAAAAGACAAAUUUAAACAGUCACAUGAAAGUCCACACUGGACAGAAGCCUUUCGCCUGUGAGCUCUGUGGACAAAGAUUUAGCAAAAAGACAAAUUUAAAGAGUCACAUGAAAGUCCACACAGGACAGAAGCUUUUCGCCUGUGAGCUCUGUGUAAAAAGAUUUAGCCAAAAGGCACAUUUAAACAGUCACAUGAGAGUCCACACAGGACAGAAGCCUUUCGCCUGUGAGCUCUGUGGACAAAGAUUUAGCCGUCAGACAACUUUAAACAGUCACAUGAGAGUCCACACAGGACAGAAGCCCUUUCCUUGUGAGCUAUGUGGACAAAGACUUAGCCAAAAGAAAACUUUAAGCAGCCACAUGAGAGUGCACACAGGAGAGAAACCUUUUGCCUGUGAGCUCUGUGGACAAAGAUUUAGCGAAAUGACAACUUUAAACAGUCACAUGAGAGUCCACACAGGACAGAAGCCUUUCGCCUGUGAGCUCUGUGGACAAAGAUUUAGCCAUCAGACAACUUUAAACAGUCACAUGAGAGUCCACACAGGACACAAGCCCUUUCCUUGUGAGCUAUGUGGACAAAGAUUUAGCCAAAAGACAACUUUAAGCAGCCACAUGAGAGUCCACACAGGACAGAAGCCUUUCACCUGUGAGCUCUGUGUAAAAAGAUUUAGCCACAAGACAACUUUAAACAGACACAUGAGAGUCCACACAGGACAGAAGCCUUUCACCUGUGAGCUCUGUGUAAAAAGAUUUAGCCUCAAGACAAAUUUAAACAGACACAUGAGAGUCCACACAGGACAGAAGCCUUUCACCUGUGAGCUAUGUGUAAAAAGAUUUAGCCAAAAGACAACUUUAAACAGACACAUGAAAGUCCACACUGGACAGAAGCCUUUCACCUGUGAGCUCUGUGUAAAAAGAUUUAGCCUCAAGACAAAUUUAAACAGACACAUGAGAGUCCACACAGGACAGAAGCCUUUCACCUGUGAGCUAUGUGUAAAAAGAUUUAGCCAAAAGACAACUUUAAACAGACACAUGAGAGUCCACACAGGCCUUUCGCCUGUGAGUUCAGUGGAAAAGAUUUAUCCAAAAGAUCAAUUUAAACGGUCACAAAAGAGUCCUUAAAGGACAGAAGCAUUUUGCUUGUGAGCUCUGUGGACGAAGAUUUUGCUGAAAGAAAACUUUAAACUAUCAUCUAAACAUCCACUAGGGCUUAACGAUCUAUUGCCGGGGUCUCCAAUCUUUUUUGGCUCGUGAGCUACUUUUACACAAUGAAAGUACAGCAGAGUUACUGCCAUAUGAUUUAUUUACAUUGAUACUUUCCAUGUGUGAAUGUGCUUAUGUUAAACAUGCUAUACUUACUAUAUUAACAUGCAUUGUAUUCACAAGUUGAUUUCUCUGUAUUUCAGUACAUCAGUAUAUAUAUAUAUUUUAAAAGUAUAAGUAAACUAGUGACAUUCUGAAAACCAAAUUAAACAAAACAUAUUUAGUUUUUUUAAACUAAUCAGAUACUUUCAGAAAAUGAAUAACAAAUCUACUUCAUGUGAAUGAUUUGGUAAUUUUUUAGAGGUUAGUAACAUAACUUUUUAAGCACACAGGAACAGCUAACCUGUAAAGCUGAUGAUAUGUUAAAUAAAAUACAAGCUAAAUGUGAUGAAAACACAAAAGUCUAAAUAGUUUGAAUUGAAGUAAAAAAUGUAAAAUCAGAAAUAAGACUUGUUCCUGCUCUCCUGAUUUACUGAAUAAUUUUUAUGGUUUUUUUGGUCAUGAAAGUUAAGUUUUACUGCGUUUAUUGCUGACAUUAUUAAGGUUGGAGAUUUAUCCUUUUUUUCUGCAUCUUGUAGGUUUUUUUCUCCGCAGGCCUGAAGGCUGUGCGUUACACAGAGCAGAGAGACAGAGAGCAAGAGACCAGAACCAAAUGAAAUGAUCACAUCACACCAAUCUUAAAAUAUUUACACUGGCUUUCAGUAACUUACAGGAUUGAUUUCAAAGACCUUUUACUUACUUUUAAAUCAUUAAAUGGCCAACGACCUCUGUAUAUAGCAGAGAUGUUUUAAAGGUAUCACCCUUCAAAAUCACUUAGAUCAGCAGAUAAAUUCCAACUGGUACAACCCAGAGCCCGCACCAAGCACGGAGAGGCUGCCUUUAGCUGCUAUGCGGUCCGUCUCUGGAACUGUCUUCCAAUAGACAUUAAGACCUCUCCCACCAUUUCCAUUUUUAAAUCCAGAUUAAAUACUAAACUUUUUUAUGAUGCCUUCCAUUAAUCUGUCCUUGCAUCUGUGCUCUACUAGGUCUUUAUCUGUACUGUGUUCAAUUGAUUCUACAUGUAUUUUAUAUGUAUACCUAUUCUGUGCUGUUUUAUUGUGUAUUAUUGUGUAAUUAAAGUGAAUACUUGUAAUAAAGUGUAGUUACUGUGUAAAGCAGUAUUUACUAGGAAUGAUUAAUAAAAAUAAAAACUAGAAUUGAACCUGAGCUACAUGGUAAUAACAGUUUAAGAACUCAGAAACAACAAUACCUAACUUACUAAGUAAUUACCAUGUAAGUACUAAGUAAUUAGAGGACUGUAAAAGAAAACUACCAAUAAUUUUACUUAAUAUGCUUUUAUUUUUGUGUACUAUGUUCUGUGUCAAUAUUCUUUGAUUUUAUUUUACACAACAUGAUGAGACAUUUUAACUAUUUCAUUUCACUUGUGAUUGUUUUAACCAUGUGAAGCAGAUUGGGCUACGGUUUUGUGUAUGAAAUGGGCUAUGUAAUAAACUUGACUUGAGAGAGA
Nothobranchius furzeri (turquoise killifish) is the source of this 7676-nucleotide messenger RNA. RefSeq names its product zinc finger protein 721-like. The record is from RefSeq and is a predicted model, not a curated record. Gene Ontology annotation, molecular function: RNA polymerase II cis-regulatory region sequence-specific DNA binding; DNA-binding transcription repressor activity, RNA polymerase II-specific. Gene Ontology annotation, biological process: regulation of transcription by RNA polymerase II. NCBI's taxonomy places the organism in Eukaryota, Metazoa, Chordata, Actinopteri, Cyprinodontiformes, Nothobranchiidae. Gene Ontology annotation, cellular component: nucleoplasm.